This is a messenger RNA of Filobasidium floriforme, 4795 nucleotides long. RefSeq names its product putative rRNA processing-related protein. Bases 67 to 4641 code for a protein of 1524 amino acids. Gene Ontology annotation, molecular function: RNA binding; protein binding. Gene Ontology annotation, biological process: rRNA processing. Gene Ontology annotation, cellular component: small-subunit processome; nucleolus; nucleus. The record is from RefSeq and is a predicted model, not a curated record. NCBI's taxonomy places the organism in Eukaryota, Fungi, Basidiomycota, Tremellomycetes, Filobasidiales, Filobasidiaceae. The transcript has 9 exons.
CGCAUAAACAACCAGACGAUCAUUCGACUGCCCCUCGCAACUAAAUAAAACCAAGAACGAGCAACUAUGGCAGGCCUCAAAAGACAAUCAGAGGGUGCCGGCGGUGCCGCUCGUGGUACUAAACGACCCCGUGAUGAGCCGUCGACAUCAACAAAGACGACGGACAAGCCCGCCAGCUCGCAGCCUCGACCCGUCUUUACCUCGGCGCUCAUGGCGGACGAAGGUGACUUCCCAAGAGGAGGUGGUACGACGCUGACCCCGCUCGAGUACAAGGAAGUCAGGGACGAGGGGAGAAAAGAGGCUGAGAAGGACGUCGAGGCCGAGAGGAAGAAGAGACGGUUGACCCAGAACAGUCGGAAGAAGGGGAAACCGGUGGACGGCGGGAAGAAAGCGGAUGCCAAGGACAAGGACGCUAUCCGUGUGGAACACUUGAACUACAAGCGAUUAACACAGGGCACCAAAAUCCUCGCCCGUAUCCAUUCCGUCCUCAACCUCCACCUCAUUCUCUCUCUACCGAACCAGCUCCUCGCUCACGUUCCUAUUACCGAGAUCUCCAACUCUCUCACCCAUCUGCUUACUAAGGACGAGAAGGACAGCAACAGCGACAUCUCCAUGAAAGAGGAAGAGUCCGACUCGGACGAUGAGGAAUCCAGCGUUCCCGAGCUGCAUCAGCUCUUCCGACCGGGUCAAUACGUCUUGACCACCCUCACCCAAUCCUUCGUGUCCGAAUCCAGCAACAAGGCUUUCCUCACCCUCUAUCCACCCUCAGAGGCGAUUAGACUGGCGAGCAGGUUGGAGAUGAGCUUGGUUCCGGAAAAGGUCAACAAGGAGGUUUCGAAAUUGGAUGUCGUCAAGGGUUUCAGGGUCACUGGAGAGGUCAAGGGGGAGGAAGAUCACGGGUGGAUCGUAGGAUUGGGAGUAGAGGGGAUCGAAGGUUUCUUGAGAAAGGAGGACGUCAAGGGGGUCAACAUCGUCGUCGGACAGCUGCUGGAUACGGUGGUCUCCGACGUUCAAUCUAACGGUCGGAUUGCUCGUCUGACGAUCGACCCUGUCAUCGUGGCGCGAACUCAGCAACAAGAAGUCACAACAAUCACCAGUCUGUUGCCCGGGCAUAUCAUCUCGGCCCUGAUCACCUCGGUCAUCCCCUCGACUGGUCUCAACCUGAAGAUCUUCGGGACGUUUGACUCUACCGUGGACUUGACCCACUUGCCUGUGUCUCCCUCUGUCGACCUUGAAGAAGCGUACAAGGUUGGGAAAAAGGUCAAGGCGAGGAUCAUCUUCGAGACGGUAGGGACGACGGAUACGGGCAAGGUAUUUGGUCUGAGCUUGUUGCCGCACGUCGUUGAUGGCAAGAGUCCCGUGGUCGAUGGCGAGGAUGUGGAGCAGAAGAUGACGAUCGGCACGAUCUGCGAGGACGUCGAAGUGGAACGGGUGGAAAAGGAAUGGGGUCUCGUCUGUACCACUCGGGAGGGUUAUCGAGCAUGGGUUCAUAUGUCGCAUGUGGCGGACGAACGACCGGCGAGUCUCUCAGGGACUGGACCUUACCGAGUUGGGACCAAGCACAAAGCCAGGGUUCUCGGUCAUUCGCCGUUCGAUGGACUGGUCUUGCUCAGUUUCGAACCCAAGGUCAUCAACCAAAAGUUCAUGCUCGUUAGCGAGGUCAAGGUCGGAGAGAUGAUGAAGGGAACGAUCAGCAACUUGACCGACAAAGCCUUGUUUGUGGACGUUUCCGGAAGCGUACAGGGUGUCGUUUUCCCUCUUCACUACGCCGACAUCAAGCUCAAGCACCCGGAGAAGCGAUUCAAGGCCGGACAGAGCGUCAAGUGUCGAGUCUUUUCCGUCGAGCCUGAAAAGGGUCGUGUCAAGCUGACCUUGAAGAAGAGCUUGGUGGAGGCCACCGAGACCAUUCCUCUUGGGUUUGAUGAUGUCAAGGUCGACAUGGUCACUCCCGGUCUGAUCACCAAAGUCUUUGAAAAGGGAUGCUUGGUCGAGUUGUUCUCGGGCAUCGUGGCCUACGUUCCUCUCGCCGAGGUCAGCGACGCUUUCAUCACGGAUCUCAAGACGGCCGUGUUCGAGGGCAAGCCUGUCAAGGUCAAGAUCACUUCGGUCGAUCGGGAGUCGCAAAAGAUGUUUGCGAGCAUCAGGCAGGCAUUACCUUCCAACUUGGCGGCUGCGGCGAUCCAGAUCGAUGAUGUCGUCUCGGGAGAGGUCGUGCAGAUCCAUCAAGACCAGAUCGUUCUCAAGCUCUUGCCGAGUCAGAGAAAGGCUAUCCUGGCUUUGGGCAACUUGGCGCACCACCGUGGCGUCAAGAUCGCAGCUCUGAAAACUUCGCUCAAGGUUGGGGAAAAGCUCGACGAUCUCGUCGUUGUUGUCAAGAGCGAUGACACCGGUCUGAUCAUCGUCGCCAAUAAGCAAAAGCCCGCGAGCACCGAGACCCCGACGGGACUCAUCUCCAAGGGUAUCAACAUGUCCAACCUCAAGCCCGGUCAGGUCGUCCCCGCCCGUGUGACCAAGAAGAACGCUCAGGGAUACUUUUUGAGCAUUACGAGAAACGUUGUCGGACGACUUCACCCGACCGACAUGGCCGACGACUUUGGCAAGCUGCCCGAGAUAAACCAGGGCGACAUCGUUAAGUGUUGCGUGAUCAAGGUCGACGCCGAGAGCCGGCAGCUAGACCUUUCGACGAGGCCUUCGAGGGUCGACGCGGCUGGUUCGAGCGGCAAGUCGAUCAUUCUCGACAGGGAGAUUGAAUCGCUUUCCGACCUCAAGAAGGGGCAAAAGAUUCGAGGGAUCGUCAAGAACAUCACCGGGAGCGGUCUCUACGUCAGCUUGGGCAGAAACGUCACCGCGAGGGUCAUGAUCAAGGAGAUGUUUGACGACUAUGUCGCCGACUGGCAGUCUAGGUUUGAAAAGGGUCAGGUGGUCGAGGGAAAGCUGCUCAGCGUCGAUGCCAAGAAGGAGCAGGUCGAGAUGACCCUGAAGAAAAAGGCCAGCAAGACCAAGGAGAAAAAGUCUUCCGCUGGCUUGGCCGAUUUCCAGGUCGAUCAAAAGGUCGACGCUAUCGUUCGAAAGGUCGAAGACUAUGGAAUUUUCCUCAAGAUCGAUGGAACCGAUAUCAGUGGUCUGUGCCACAAGUCAGAGAUUGCCGAUGACAAAAAGGCCGAUGUCGCUCAAGCGAUGAAGAGCUUCCGAUCGGGCGACAAGCUCAAGGCCAAGAUCACCGCCAUCGAUACCGAGGCAAACAAGAUCUCGUUCGGUAUCAAGCCGAGUUAUUUCGAUGCCGAAGACUUCGGCCUUGAGAAGGACGACGAGGAGAACGAGGCUGAGGCUUCAGAGGAUGGUGACAUGGAUGCCGAUGAGGAGGCCGACGGUGACGUUGACGAGGACGAGGGUUCUGCAGCUGAGAACGGCUUCAUGGAUCUCCAGGCGGAAGAUGACGACGAGGAGGAAGAGGAGGACGAUGAAGAGGAAGAGGAAGAGAUGGACGACGACGACGAAGAGGUCGAUGAUGAUAGCGCUGCGCAAGAGGGAGAAUCAGAGUCUGAGGAGGAAGACAUCGUCAUGGUGUCGGGAAACAACGUCAAGCCGGCCAAGAACGGCAAGUCCGCCUCAGCGACAACGGCUUCAGCAGCUCUCCCCAUCAAGGGUGGCUUUAGCUGGAACGGCGCGACUACGCAGCCAGAUGAGGAAGAAGCCUCAGAUUCCUCAUCGGACGAAAGUUCGGACGAAGAGGUGGAGGAUUCGGGCAAGACUGGCAAGAAGAGAAAGGGUGGUCACCAACCGAUCAAAGACUUGACAGGCGAGAUUCGAACGAAGCAACCCGAAUCCAGCGCCGAGUUUGAAAGAGCGCUUUUGGCUUCGCCCAACUCGUCAUACUUGUGGAUCCAGUUCAUGUCGUUCCAACUAGCCCUCUCCGAGAUUGAAAAGGCCAAGGAUAUUGGUCGACGGGCAUUGACCACGAUCGCGUUCAGAGAAGAAGAGGAAAAGCUCAACGUGUGGAUGGCGCUCAUCAACCUGGAGAAUGCUCACGGGACGCCCGAGAGUUUCGACAAGCUGUUCAAGGAGGCUGCGCAAUAUAAUGACGCCAAGACUGUCUACCUCAGGACGGCCUCCGUACUGCAGCAGACUGAAAAGCUUGACGCCGCCGCCGAGAUUUUCAAAAAGGCUUGCAAGAAAUUUGGUCAGGACUCUGAGCCUUGGACGAGUUUCGCAGAGUUCGAGUUUGUCGCGAGGGAUGACGCGGAUGCUGCGCGAGCGCUCCUGCCUCGAAGUUUGAAGAGCCUGCCCACAUCUGAGCACUCAAAAACGAUUGAAAAGUUUGCCAUUCUUGAAUUCCGUCAUGGAGACCAGGAGCGAGGCAAGACCAUCUUUGAGGGUCUCGUUGACCGAUAUCCCAAGCGACUCGACAUUUGGAACAACUAUAUCGACCAGGUUACAAAGCUUGGAGAUGUCCAGUCUGCCAGGGGACUGAUCGACCGAGCACUCGACCAAAAGUUGACACCGAAAAAGGCCAAAUUCUUGUUCAAGAAGCUCAUCUUUGUCGAGGACCGCAUCGGCGACGACGCAGGCAAGGACCGGGCCAAGGCCAAGGCCAGGGAGUGGGUCUUGAGCCAGGCCAAGGAGGACGAGGAUGACGAGUAGACCGGGGUCGCGUGAUCGUGUACAAUAUGUAUGGAGCAGGGAUGGUAGACCGAUUGUAAUACCCAAUAUCGACCGUCAUCAUCGAGGAUUUCUGAGCCAAGAAUCCUACGGUCGAAUGUCACUCUCUGGAUGCUGAUGAAUCGCCCAGGUAAUC